Contarinia nasturtii (swede midge) is the source of this 1314-nucleotide messenger RNA. RefSeq names its product 1,5-anhydro-D-fructose reductase-like. Gene Ontology annotation, molecular function: aldose reductase (NADPH) activity. Gene Ontology annotation, cellular component: cytosol. The transcript has 5 exons. The record is from RefSeq and is a predicted model, not a curated record. NCBI's taxonomy places the organism in Eukaryota, Metazoa, Arthropoda, Insecta, Diptera, Cecidomyiidae. Bases 188 to 1129 code for a protein of 313 amino acids.
UCAUUCCUCGUCGUUGUGUGAUAAAGAACGCCAAACUGCACUUCACCGCUCAUUUAACAUUUUCUUUUUAUCACAUUGUUUUAUAUCUGUUUUUUAAAAAUUUCGGUAGUUUCAAAAUAAUUACGAUUUUUAUUUUUAUUCAACAAAAAAAAAAAAGAAGAAAAGAAACAAAAACGGAAGAAAAAAAAUGGCAGCAAACAUCCUAACGAUACCAACAACCACAUUAAAUAACGGCGUGCAAAUGCCGGCUUUUGGUCUCGGUACCUUUAACAUAAAAGGUGGCGAAGGCGUUGAUGUAAUUAAAGAUGCGAUUGAUAUUGGCUAUCGGCAUUUUGACACCGCAUUUUUAUACAAUAACGAAUCUGAAUUGGGAGAAGCAAUCAAUGAUAAAAUCGCCAACAAAGUUAUUAAGCGUGAAGAUGUGUUUGUUGUAACAAAGUUAUGGAAUACAUAUCACGAGCCCGAGCGAGUUCGAGAGGGGUGCGAUAAAUCGUUGACGAAUUUGGGACUCGACUAUAUCGAUUUGUAUCUUAUGCAUUUUCCAGUUAGUUUUGAAUAUCAUGGAGAUGAUAUUCCAUGGCCGAAAUCAGGGCCGAACAAUGAACCAAAUGCAAUAAACGAUAUAGACUAUUUGGACACAUGGAAAGAAAUGGAAAAAUUGGUUGACUCUGGCAUUGUAAAAAGUAUUGGUGUUAGUAAUUUCAAUUCGGAACAAGUGGAUCGUCUAUGUAAGGAGGGGCGCAUCAAGCCCGUUGUAAAUCAAGUUGAAUGCUCACCAAUCAUCAAUCAAAAGAGAUUAAAUGCUUUCUGCACCGAACGUGAUGUGCUCAUUAUUGGAUAUAGUCCAUUGGGCAAAAAAUUAAUUUCGCGACCAGAAAUUGAAGAGAUUGCAAAAAAAUAUGACAAAACUGCGGCACAGAUUAUUUUAAGAUAUUUGCAUGAAUUGGGGGUUACGCCAAUUCCAAAGACAACACACAAAAAACGAUUGAAAGAGAAUAUAGACAUCUUUCAUUUUCAAUUAGCUCAAGAAGACAAAGAAGCUCUGGAUGCAAUGAAUACCGGUGAACGUACAGUAAGACUGCCGAACUCCAUACACGCAAAACACUAUCCAUUCAAUCUGGAAUUUUAAUUUACGAUGGCAUCCGAAUUUUUUUUUAAGCAAAUAUCUUUUUAAUCAAAAAAUGUUCCAUUUCAUUUAUAUCACAUUUUAUUCGAGCUGAUCGUAACAUCAAAUUAGGUCAUUGAUUUUAUUUAUUUUCUUAUCACAAUUUUAACCUAAUAAAAAUGUAUCUUUUUGUAUUCUUUUGUUAUAUU